CAUGGUGGACGAAAUGAAGCAAGUAUACAUUUCACCGUUUUCAGAACUGAAGAUCACAUCUCAUGAGGUCUUAAGAGGCGCUGAAAGAAGACCUUGCCCCAAGUGUCAAGCCUCGAGAAAGUAUUAUUGUUACACAUGCUACAUAACAGUUGGACUUGAUAGAAGUCUGAUUCCGACAGUUCAUCUACCUAUAAAAGUGGACAUAAUAAAACAUCAAAAAGAGUUGGUAGGGAAAAGUACAGCCACUCAUGCAUGUAUCUUAGCUCCUGGGAAUGUGUCCAUCCAUAACUUUCCAGAAGUUCCAGAUUUUCAAGAAAAUGAGAAGGUCAUAAUUGUUUUUCCAGCAGAGGAUGCUGUCACCCUGGAGAAGAUCAGAUUAAACCAGGACAGACAGAAUCCAGAUUCUUCAGAUGCUGGUACCUUGUUACACAGAGUGGUGUUCAUUGAUAGCACAUGGCAGCAGUGUCAUCAGAUCAUAACUGACAAAAAGUUGAAAGGACUGAAAAGAGUUAAACUUGAGAGUGCUGUAACACAUUUUUGGAGACCUCAAAGGAAGCCAGAUACAUGCCUUGCUACCAUAGAAGCUAUUUAUUACUUUUUCAAGGAAUAUGAUCAGCAUAUUUUAAAAAGGGAAUAUGAUGGAAGAUAUGACAAUUUAUUAUACUUCUUUGCGUUUCAAUACAAAUUGAUACAGGAGCAGAGAAAAAAUAGCAAAAAUAGAAAGAUGUCAGAAGAAGAUGACACAAAAUAAAUUUACUGGAACUACAAAUGAUAAUUAACCUAAUUUUGAUAGGAAAUUCUUAAAUGUUUGAAUUCAACUUGUUUUGUUCUCUGUAAAUCUUACUCCAUUACUGAAGGGGUGCAUGUUAACAAGGCUGCUAGUGACCUUUACAAAACUACUACAUGUAGAUUCUCCUUCCAAAUUGUCUUGUAUCCUUUGGUGAAAGAGAUUGAGAAGGAGACAGAGAUGUGACAUCCAAACUCACCCAGAGCUUGGCUCUGCAUGACAGAGCAAAACCUUGGCACAUCUCUGCCCGCUACUGCCAAAGUUUAUCCCUGGCAGUGUCCAUAGCAUAAAACAGCUUGAAGGGCCAUGUCUCUUCUGGAUGAGUUAGCUCUGGUAAAUACCCACUCAAUUAGGAAUCCUGUAUGCCUUUUCAUAUGCCCCCAUUUCAAAGCUACAUUCAUUUCUAUCAGGUAUGAUAUCUCUCUCUUUAAAGAAAAACAGUGAAAUGUGCAAACAAUGCUACACUUCAUGCUAAUGUAGUUCAAGGUCUGUACUGUGAGUUAUGGAUUAAGCUUUUCCGCUUGGAUUUAUAAAAUGAGGUUUUGUAAAUCACAGCAGGGACCAUGAAAACAAAGUUAGCAAGAUAUUUAUUAUAUCUCUGGGUUCAAAAAUAAGGGGAAGAUUCCAGUUCAAACAAGUUUUUGAAUUAAACAGGCCAUACAGUGAAAUAUGGCCUGCUCAAUUGACCAAUGAAAGUGUGCAUACCUUACCCAAUAUAAUAAAACAAUUUAUUUCUCACA
This is a messenger RNA of Pocillopora verrucosa, 1527 nucleotides long. Its product is annotated as tRNA-uridine aminocarboxypropyltransferase 1. NCBI's taxonomy places the organism in Eukaryota, Metazoa, Cnidaria, Anthozoa, Scleractinia, Pocilloporidae. The record is from RefSeq and is a predicted model, not a curated record. Gene Ontology annotation, cellular component: nucleus. Gene Ontology annotation, molecular function: tRNA-uridine aminocarboxypropyltransferase activity. Gene Ontology annotation, biological process: tRNA modification.